AUGUUUCAAUUGAGUGCUACUUUAAAGGCACAUGACCAGGAUGUAAAGGGCGUGGUUGCAAUCAAUAAUGAUACGUUAGCCUCUGUAUCGAGAGAUGGAACAGUACGUCGUUGGUCUCUUACUGAUAAGAAAGACAAUUUAUGGACAGAUGAAGUAUUAUACAAUACCAAUAUGUUCUUAAAUGCUAUCACUUAUGAUUCUAUAAAUGAAACAAUAUUUUUUGCUGGGAAGGAUUCUCUGAUUAAUGGUUGUAAACUUGAUAGUUCAUUGAAUGAGGAUCCUCAAUUUACUCUUGUUGGCCACUCUUCAAACGUUUGUUCAUUAAAUGAAAAUGUUGAAACUACUGAAUUAAUUAGUGGCUCUUGGGAUAAGACAGCUAAAGUUUGGUCUAGUGGAUCCCUAAAAUAUUCAUUGAAAGGUCACGAAGCUGCAGUUUGGGAUGCAAAAUUCUUACCAAACAACAAAGAUAAAUUUGUGACUGUGUCAGCUGAUAAAACUAUCAAGAUUUGGGAUAAAGAAAAUGCUAUACAAACUAUUACGGGAAUUCAUGAUGAUGUUAUUAGACAAAUUGAUUUUAUUCCAAGUAGUCAAAAUGACUUCCUUUUCGCAACUUGUUCGAAUGACACUACAAUCAAGUUAUUCAAUGAAGGUGGGGAAAUUAUAAAAUCUUUAGAAGGCCACGAAAGUUUUGUUUACGAUAUUAAAUACAACAACGUUACAGCUGAAUUGAUUAGUUGUGGUGAGGAUAGAUCUUUAAGAAUCUGGGAUUGUACAACUGGUAAAGCUAAACAAGUUAUCAGAGUGCCUGCUGUCUCCAUUUGGUGCCUAGAUAUUCUUCCAAACAAUGAUAUUGUUGUUGGUUGUAGUGAUAAUACUAUCAGAAUCUUUUCUUAUGAGGAAAGUCGUUUUGCCUCCACUAGUGCCAUAGAAGUGUUUCAAAAGGAAGUUGAAAGUACCUCAUUAAGCUCACAAACAAUGGAGUUCGAUGAAUCAAAGGUAUCUCCACCCGAGGUUUUGAAAAGACCAGGUAAACAAGAAGGUCAAAUUGUAGUCGUUAAAUCUCCUAGUGGUGCUCUAGAUGCUUAUCAAUACUCCAAUUCAAAUUGGUCCAAAGUCGGUGAAGUCGUAGGCUCUAAUAGUGCUGGAAGUGAUAAGAAGGUAAAUUUUGAAGGUAAUGAUUACGACUACGUGUUUGAUGUUGAUAUAGAAGAAGGUCAACCACCAUUGAAACUUCCUAUUAAUAUCACAGAUAACCCUUAUGAUGCUGCAGACAAAUUUAUAAUGCGUUAUGAUUUACCAUCAAGUUAUAAGGAUCAAAUUGUUAAUUUUAUUCUUCAAAAUACAAACGGUGUUUCAUUUGAUGAACCUACUGAUAAUACAAAGAAGGAUGAUGUUAAAGCCCCUCCGCAAAUGAUAAAUACAGAUAACUUGAGGGUUCUACCAAUUAAAGAGUUUUUACCUCUAGUUUCAUUUAACCCUGAUGCAUUAUUAAAUGGGAUAGUUAAAUUAAACGAGAAAGAGAAAACAUUCAAUGAUGAAGAUUGUGCAACUAUCGGUUCAGCAUUAUAUGAUAUCGAGGGAAAUGUUCAAACCUUAUACAAUUAUGCCGUCACAAUUAGAUCAUCAUGGAACACAAAAACUCCAGCUUAUGAUAUAAUACGAUUAAUCGUUCACCAAUUGGAAACGGCUAGUGAUAUCAGUGAGUUUGUCGAAGAAGGUUUGAACUCUAAGGAUAUUAAUAUUAGGAUGUUAAUAACACGUAUCCUUGUUAAUUGUUUUUUGAAUAAAAAAUGGGGUAUUGAUCUAAUGAAAUCUGUUAAAAUGUAUGACUCAGUAUUUGAAACAUUGGAUAACGUAUUAGAAAAUGAAACCAAACGUCAAGCGCAAAAUUUGGCAUUGGCUGUCUCCACCUUACUAUUAAAUUAUUCGGUUUUAGUGGUAAAGGACCCUUCUAACGGAUUAAAUAUAGUUCCGACACUUUCUGAUGCUAUAAACACAAAAUUUGGGAAAUUAGAGGAGUACCAAGAAAACGAAGAAGCUGCCUACAGAUUGGUUGUUACUUACGGAAAUCUUUCUCUAAUAGAACCUACGUUAAAACAAUUCGCUAAAUCAAUAAAAUGGUUAAAUGAGGUUAACCUUAGAUACUCGCUCCAUAAUGAACGAUUCUCAAAUAUUUUUGGAGAUAUCUAUUAA
Messenger RNA from Maudiozyma barnettii, 2193 nucleotides. It is a transcript of the gene DOA1, whose product is annotated as Doa1p. The record is from RefSeq and is a predicted model, not a curated record. Gene Ontology annotation, molecular function: ubiquitin binding. The transcript has a single exon. Lineage: Eukaryota; Fungi; Ascomycota; Saccharomycetes; Saccharomycetales; Saccharomycetaceae. Gene Ontology annotation, biological process: proteasome-mediated ubiquitin-dependent protein catabolic process; ubiquitin recycling. Gene Ontology annotation, cellular component: cytoplasm; nucleus. The coding region runs from base 1 to 2193 and encodes 730 amino acids.